Messenger RNA from Juglans microcarpa x Juglans regia, 1979 nucleotides. Its product is annotated as L-ascorbate oxidase-like. The record is from RefSeq and is a predicted model, not a curated record. Gene Ontology annotation, cellular component: extracellular region. Gene Ontology annotation, molecular function: copper ion binding; oxidoreductase activity. Lineage: Eukaryota; Viridiplantae; Streptophyta; Magnoliopsida; Fagales; Juglandaceae.
AAAAUAUCAGUCAAACGACAAUCCUCUAUCAGUAUUAAUGCAGGUUGCCCAUUUCGGUUUACAAGUCCAAGACAUUUUUGUGUUUUUUCUUUUCACUAAAAUAAACAUUUCAAGACAUGGCCGCAGGCAUUUUGCAAUGCAGAAGAUUUAUGUUGAAGUUUCUAGGUUUGUAUUUCUUCACCUAUUUGCAGUACUACUCUCAAAUUGCUGAGGCCAGAAUUCGGCAUUACAAAUGGGACGUGAAAUACGAGUACAAGUCCCCUGAUUGCUACAAGAAGCUGGUUAUCACUAUCAAUGGGAGAACUCCAGGACCCACAAUCGUAGCGCAGCAAGACGAUACGAUUAUUGUCGAGGUUAAGAACAGCCUGAUUACAGAAAACCUUGCAAUCCAUUGGCAUGGAAUCCGACAGCGUGAAACACCCUGGAGUGAUGGAACAGAGGGGGUGACUCAGUGCCCCAUAUUGCCUGGGGAGACUUUCAAAUACCAGUUUAAGGUCGAUAGGCCUGGGACUUAUCUGUACCACGCGCACUAUGGAAUGCAAAGAACAGCAGGAUUAUACGGAUUAAUCCGUGUAUCAGUUCCUGAUGGAGACUCAGAACCCUUUGCAUAUGAUUAUGAUCGAAGCAUAAUUCUGAAUGAUUGGUACCACAACAGCACUUACGAACAAGCCACUGGAUUGUCUUCCACUAAUUUUGUCUGGGUUGGGGAGCCUCAGUCACUUCUGAUUCAAGGAAAAGGAAAAUUCAACUGCUCCAGUACUGUUGCCAGUAGUCCAUCCUGGGUUUGUAAUGAAUCAAACCCAGAAUGCUCUCCUUAUUUAAUAACAGUAAUCCCGGGGAAAACAUAUCGACUAAGGAUCGCUAGCUUAACUGCUCUAUCCGCUCUUAGUUUUGAAAUAGAGGGCCAUACUAUGACCGUGGUUGAGGCAGAUGGACACUAUGUAGAGCCAUUUGUAGUGAAAAACCUUUACAUAUACUCUGGAGAGACAUACUCUGUCCUUAUAAAAGCCGAUCAAGCACCUUCAAGAAAUUAUUGGAUGACAACAAAUGUGGUUAGCCGCCUUCCUAAGACCUCCGCCGGCUUAGCCAUUCUCAACUACUACCCGAACCAUCCACGGCGAUCCCCUCCGACGGUUCCGCCAACUGGCCCUAUUUGGAAUGAUACCGAUCCCCGGUUGGCUCAAAGUCAAGCCAUCAAGUCUCACCAUAGUUACAUCCACAGCCCUCCCCCAUCAGAUAGAGUCAUGGUGUUUCUCAACACGCAAAACACCAUAGAUGGUUAUCGUCGUUGGUCUGUAAAUAAUGUCUCUUUCAACCUCCCCCACACCCCUUACCUUGUUGCACUUAAGCUGAACUUGCACCAUGUGUUCGAGCAGACUCGUCCUCCUACAGGGUACGACUUUAAGAACUACGACAUUUACAGCAAGCAGAACAACUCAAACGCAACUUCUAGCAAUGCCAUCUACCGAUUACAGUUCAAUGCCACAGUAGAUAUUAUACUGCAAAAUGCAAACACGAUGAAUGAUAACGAUAGUGAGACUCAUCCAUGGCAUCUCCACGGGCACGAUUUUUGGGUGCUAGGCCAUGGAAAAGGCAAGUUCGACAUCUACAAGGACCCGAGACAGUAUAAUUUGGCGAACCCAAUAAUGAAGAACACAGUGCCUCUUCAUCCAUAUGGUUGGACAGCGUUGAGGUUCAAGGCGGAUAACCCUGGUGUUUGGGCUUUCCAUUGCCAUAUAGAGUCUCACUUCUACAUGGGCAUGGGAGUUGUGUUUGAAGAAGGGAUAGAGAGGGUGGGAAAUUUGCCUUCAUCGAUUAUGGGCUGCGGUGAUACCAGAGGAUUGGGCAGGCCCUAGAUAAUUAAAACUACUUUUUUUUUUUUUUUUGGGUAACGGUGACCAAUUUUCCAGAAUAUUUUUAUUUUUAAUUUCUUUUUUUUGGAAUAGAAUAUUAGCAAACUCAAGAUCUACAGUUACAAC